This is a messenger RNA of Sordaria macrospora k-hell, 1068 nucleotides long. RefSeq lists its product as uncharacterized. Gene Ontology annotation, cellular component: plasma membrane; cell cortex of cell tip. Lineage: Eukaryota; Fungi; Ascomycota; Sordariomycetes; Sordariales; Sordariaceae. The record is from RefSeq and is a predicted model, not a curated record. Gene Ontology annotation, biological process: fungal-type cell wall organization.
AUGUUGCGACAUCCAUCAACAUUCGUACCCAUUAUAGCUUCCAUAGUAGCCUUCGUGCUAGUCUUACUGGCCCUCAUUGCCGGUUCUAGCAAAGGCUUCAUGGAGAGCUACGACAUCGUCACUUUCAACACGUCGACUCUUGGACAGAACCUCAUCAACAAGCAGCUCAGCGGUGAUCAGUCUGGCUCAGCAGCCGACGGAGUAUGCGAGAAGCUGGGUUUUCUUAGCAAGGCCUGCGAAGACGCUACUGGCGCCGUCGAAGACGCAAAAGACGACCUAUUGAAUACCCUAGGCGACAUAGAGAACGACAUUGCAAACCAGCUAGCAGAAAAGCUGGGCAUCCAUGAGUUCUACUCCAUUCAUGCGCGAACCGUCUGCGAGGGAGAGUACAGCCCUAACCCGACAGCCAAGGGUGCCGGUCGGACCGUCGCUAAGUGCAUCAAGACCUUCCCAAACAGCUUCAACGUAUCCGACAUCCUCGACAAAGAACUUCGCGUCGGCCCCUUCAAGCUCACCCUUGAAGACAUUGGCUUCAACGACGAAGUCCAAAGCGCCUUCGACACACUCAACCGCGUCAUCAAAGCCUUUGCCAUCAUUCUCAUCGUCGACGUGGCUCUAACCGGUCUCUGCAUGCUCACCUCCCUUCUCGCCAUCUUCUUGCUCGGCAACAAGGAACGGCCAACACUCAUCACCAACGCCAUCCUCUCUAGCAUAGCCUUCCUCCUAGUUCUUAUCACCGGUAUCCUCGCCACCGUUGGGUCCCGGAUCGCCGCGUCAAAGGCGAACAAGUACGGAGAGGAUAUUGGCUUGAGCGCCAAGGCGGGAACCAAAUAUACCAUUCUCAUCUGGGUGGCGGUUGGGUUUUCGUUGAUUACGUUUGUGGGGUGGGUGUUCCAGGCUUUGAGGUAUAGGAAUGGGAAGACGAUGGGUCAUAGUCGACAUGCACAUGGACAACAUGGGCCGAGGAGUAAGGGAAUUAGGGACUCUGAGGAGAGUGCGGCAAACUCGGAAAGGCCGGUUUGGAAUAAUGGGGGGAUGCAGGAGGUGCAGUUUUCUAGGACGAGGUAG